Messenger RNA from Oldenlandia corymbosa var. corymbosa, 459 nucleotides. The record is from the annotation of a GenBank genome assembly. Lineage: Eukaryota; Viridiplantae; Streptophyta; Magnoliopsida; Gentianales; Rubiaceae.
AUGGCUGCCGCUGAACGCCGUCUUUUGGAAUCUGAUUAUGAUGAAUAUGCUGAUUCAAGUGCGAGUGGAGCUGCAUUCUGUCGUUCAGCUGCUUUAAUUCUAAUGGCUCUUCUACUCUUGAGGCAUGCUCUUACUAUAGGAGACGGUGAUGGGGAUGAUGAUGAUGUUUCAACCUUCUUCUCUCUCUUCUUGCUUAGGGCUGCUGGUUUCCUUCUUCCCUGCUAUAUCAUGGCUUGGGCUAUCAGUAUAUUGCAGCGUCGUCGGCAAAGACAGGAAGCUGCAUCACUGGCUGCCGCUGAAGUUGCAUUUUUGCUGCAGGCCGGGCAACAUAGAGGCAUUCAAGUCAGGAUAGCUCAAGUGCCUACGUCAACACCAGUUUCUACAGAAGCUCCAGCCUCUGCAGCAGCACCAGCCUUUAUAGCACCGAAUGAGCAUGUAGUAAAUGUACCUGUUGAAUAA